AAAACAGAAUGAGGGUCAAAAAACCAGGCAGUCCUCUUUUAUAUGCUCAUAUCGAUGCAGGCAACCAAUCGGAAGCCACGGAAGAAUAGAACAAGCAAGAGAGGAAAGAAGAACUCAACCCUCGAGUGGGUAUAAAAGUGGCCGCUAGUGUUUGGCGCAGCCAUCAGUUCCAGUACUACCGUCGUCGAACACAGAACCAAAUUCAUCCAAAAUGACCGGCCGUGGCAAGGGAGGCAAAGGACUCGGAAAAGGAGGCGCCAAGCGUCAUCGCAAGGUUUUGCGUGAUAACAUCCAGGGUAUCACCAAGCCCGCAAUCCGUCGUCUGGCUCGUCGUGGAGGAGUCAAGCGUAUCUCCGGACUUAUCUACGAGGAAACUCGUGGUGUGUUGAAGGUGUUCCUGGAAAACGUCAUCCGUGAUGCCGUUACCUACACUGAACACGCCAAGCGUAAAACCGUUACCGCUAUGGAUGUUGUCUACGCUCUGAAGCGUCAGGGACGCACCCUGUACGGUUUCGGAGGUUAAAUCGCAUUCCAAAGUUUCGCUCUUCAAACGGCCCUUUUCAGGGCCAC
Messenger RNA from Aedes aegypti (yellow fever mosquito), 570 nucleotides. RefSeq names its product histone H4. Gene Ontology annotation, cellular component: nucleosome. The record is from RefSeq and is a predicted model, not a curated record. Gene Ontology annotation, molecular function: protein heterodimerization activity; structural constituent of chromatin; DNA binding. Gene Ontology annotation, biological process: nucleosome assembly. Lineage: Eukaryota; Metazoa; Arthropoda; Insecta; Diptera; Culicidae. The transcript has a single exon. The coding region runs from base 212 to 523 and encodes 103 amino acids.